GCGGUGCUGCUUCGCUUCGCUUCCUUCCCGCUGCCGGCGUCGGCGUCGGCGUCGGUCGCGUCUCCGCCCGCAGAGAUACCUCGUCAUUGGUGUCCACAAUGUCGCGGACAACUUGCAGCUGCCCCCCAAAGAAGUGUUUCCAAGGCACUUGUGACUGUUUAAUAGGGAUUGAGUUAUGCUAUUCGGGAUGCAACUGCAGUGGUGACUGCCAGAACGGCUUAUCUCUUGGAACAAUCAACCCGGCUGCUGCCCAAGGUACCACCCCAACGCUUGCCUCUGGCUCUUCUGCUGCCCAAGAUACUGCUCAAACGCAACCGCUUGCCCCGAGCUCUUCUACUGCCCAAGGUAUCGCUCAACCACAUCCACUUGCCCCGAGCUCUUCUACUGCGGCCGUGCCGAAGCCAGAGGCAGUUGGUGAGCUGGUGAAGUGCAACUGCAGCUUUACCAAAUGCCUAAACUGCCAAUGCAGAUGUUUCAGGGAGGGUUUGAGUUGCGUUAUGGGACGCUGCAAGUGCUAUGACUGCGAGAACAACCCAAAUUGGCUGGCCGACGAGGAUUAUGUGGAGUGCGCGUGCAAAACCAAAAAUUGCAAAACCAGAGUCUGCGGUUGCAACAAGAAACUGAAAGGGUGUAACCCAAAUUGCACGUGCAUAGGGUGUGAGAAUCAGUACGGGAUGAAAGGGGCUGAUAAGUCCAAUGCUGGACCGGGAGGUACGGGUGGCACAAGUGACGCCGGAGGCUCGGGUUCCAACAAGCAAAUAAGAAUCGGGUGAUGACAGUAGGCUUGAGACAUACCAGAGCAUGAUGCAAGUCACCUUACUUACUUACCAUCCUCAAGACAAUUGCCACUCAUCUCCUGUUCAGAAUAUCUCCCACUAAAGCACAGCCGGGUUCCUGUAUAUUCCUUGUAAUGGUUACUCGAAGCAAGCACGGCGACAACCUCCAUGUUCCUCAGCCCUCGGGGGGCUCCAGUGGACCUAGAUUGAUCAGGCUGAUACACUUUAGAACAUAUAUAAUUCUGUUCGGCGUCCAUAUAUGCUGCCCGGAAAUGGGUGCUUCAGUUCGUUCUUAUACAUGCACAGUCUUGCAAAUGAUUUCUCUUAUACUUGAAGAAGAUUCUGGUAGUAUGAAUAUGGUUUGCAACUUUGCAUAUUCUGGUACCAUGAAGUGAUACGGUUAUUCUUUGUAUAGACCAGUUACACAAGCAGCACUGGUUGCUUGCUUGGAACAAGAAUGACAUCUUAGAUAUUGGGUUCCAUUUGGUUCAGUAAGCGUUCAGUUUUUCUCCACCGACUAAAUUCAGCACGAGGC
Messenger RNA from Triticum urartu, 1311 nucleotides. The record is from RefSeq and is a predicted model, not a curated record. Lineage: Eukaryota; Viridiplantae; Streptophyta; Magnoliopsida; Poales; Poaceae.